Molecule: messenger RNA, 5893 nt
Organism: Seminavis robusta
Lineage: Eukaryota; Bacillariophyta; Bacillariophyceae; Naviculales; Naviculaceae
Source: the annotation of a GenBank genome assembly
UUUAUGCUCUCACAUUUUGAGCAAAAAUUUCCCUCGAGUGACUCUUCGCAAUUCUUUGAAGUUGGAGUCUUAUCAGAGCCUCAUCUUCUCCCAAAACCUCACAAUCACAGCAUCAUCCGCACCUUCACCAGCUCUUCAGUUUGAAUCUAAUCCCCCUGACAAUUUAAUACCUUGGGUUGAAAAAUGGUAAUUCUGCUUCGGUUCCUUGGAGCUUUGUUGCUCCUGACAUCGACAGCCACCAGAGCUGACGUUAUCAUUACAGAGAUAUCCGAUAAGGGAACGAGCAACGCUUGUGAUGGCAAUGAUUGGAUCGAAAUCUACAAUUCUGGCGAGCUUGAAUUGGAUUUGGGAUUGGAAGGAUAUGUGUUGCAUGACAGUAAGGGAGUCGACAGUGAUGACACCUUUUCCUUUCCUGGAAACGCAAUGAUUCAGCCUCAGGAAUACAAGUUGCUGUGCACAGAGCAAAAAAUUGCAUUUGACGAUGGAACCUCGGCGAUUGACCCCAUGUCGCCUCAGUUUGGAAUCAGUGGGGCUGAUACCAUUUAUUUGACACGCAUUCGUCGUGCAAAUCCAAAUGCUACCAACGAAGAACCCGGAUUCAUCGUUAACAGCGCUCGCAACGGAGAUACCUACGAGAUUGUUUCUACUGUCGCUCUUCCCAACACUGACGAUGCGUUCGAUGUCACCUACGCCCUUGUCGACUUUGCCAGCGGCAAAUUCAACUAUACAUCUACUCCCACACCGGGAGCCGCCAAUGUUAUCAGCAAGGUCUUGAGCCAAGAAGAGCGCAAUGCCAAGUUCAAAGAACAACUCAAAGCCCAAAACGAUCAAGGAACGAUCUUCUUCAACAUGGAUGAUCGAGGAUUGCCAGUGCCCAAUGGAAUGGAUCAUGUUCUGGACCUGAACUUCACAAUGGAGAGUGGAGAUUAUUCUUAUCUGGUGAUGAACAAAACCUUUGAACAGUAUAGGCCUUUCACGUCGGCUGUUUUGACCACUACGGAUGGACAAGAACUCUUGUCGCUGUCCAAACCUGGAAGAAUCCGAGCCAAAGGCCAGUCAUCAUUGUACCUAGCGUCGUGCAUGGGAGCACCUGCCUUUCCUUUCCAAGUCGAAAUGGGUGGCAAUGAAACGCUUUUCGGCGCAGAGCGCAUCUACCUACGCCACCAUAUUGGAGACUACUCCUUCAUGCGGGACUAUGCCUACAACCGUAUGCUUGCUCGCUUUGGAUUGCCAUAUCUUCGUGCCCGCAAAGUUCGAGUUUCAAUCAAUGGAAAUCUGCACGGCUUCUACACUCUUAUGGAAGCCCCUGAUCAAGACUAUGUUUUCCACCGCAGCUUUCCUGAUUUCAACCCCCAGGCAUACGCUCUUUUUAAGAUCAAGUCGUUCGCUUAUGAUUGCGGUUCAUACACCAAUGAAGAAAUUGAAGUUGCAAGUGCCAGGCUGCAUGAAACAGCUACUCCACCUUAUGCGUUUCAGCGUGGCGAACACAAGGAAGUCCUCGAAGAGCUUGGCCUCUUUCAGUCUGAAACAUGCAUUGAAAACUAUGACAAGGACCUCUGGAAGCGAGACUACUAUGAUGUUAUUCUGGCCUGGCUCCGUUAUGACAAGGAUUGUGCCGACAUGUUGCUGGGAGAGGGACUUGUGGAGCAGGAUUUGGGCACCAAGGGAUUCAAGAAGGAGAUCAGGGAAUGGAUCUCCAUGGACUACAGCGACGAGGUUCUCUGCACGGAAAACUGUGCAAACUCCAACUUGGCAGAAAGGGUGGAUCAAGAGAACUGGCUCAAGGCCUUCGCCUUUUAUGCCGUUACUGCCAACUCUGACACUCCUCUGGUGAAUGGCAACAACUUUUACUUGGCCAACGGAGGAACCGGUGGUUGGAAGCUGGUGCCGUAUGACUUCAAUCUACCAAACGUUGUCUACUGUCACGAUGACGUCUGUAACGAGCGCCUGGUUCAUUGGAGCAUUGCCCGGCCUACUUGUACCAGCUUAGAAGAAAACAACCUAGUCGGUCCACUUUUGACAGAUGAAAAACUUCACGCGCAAUACUUGGAAUACGUGCGAGAGUUCGUCGAGACGGUAUAUGGGAACCAAUCGUUUGUGGACGAGUUGCAGGAGCAUGCGGCAGCUCAAGAGAGUUAUGUGAAGGACGACUUUUGGUCUUUCUUCGGUGUGUUUUACAGCAAUGAGCUUACACCAGAGAGUGCGAAAUGGAAGGAGGAAGUGCCAAAUUUCCCAUUGCUCCCCACCAUGAAAGCCCGGGCUGAAGAUGUACGGGCUCAGUUGGAAGCUAUUGACAGCGGCACAUUCCCUCGUGGUCCUUUUGUGGGGGUGCACGGCGACAACGAGCCCUGGGAACCUUGUGCUGACUGGCGUCUGACAGAACCUAACAGAACAAGUUGCGCAGAGGAGUGUAUGUACUAUGGCUGCAGCAUGCCUGACUGGACUGUAGAGAGCUACUGUGACGAAGAAACUGGAAAAUGCUACCAUGGCAACUACGAUGAACAAUGCCGCGGUGUCUUUGACGGCUUCAAAUACACGGGCAUGGAAGAUGUUGACGGCAGAGAAACCUUUUGCAGGUUCACCAAGGGGGUCCCUGUCAAAACGAGUGAAUGCCCUGCUCCCGGCGAAAUCCAGCCACCGGUUCUGGAAUCAUCGGCUGGAACUGAGACUCGAGGCAAAUGGUUUUGGAGCUCUCUUCUCGCUGCUGUGAGUGCACUUGUUUUGUUGGUUCAGUGAUAUUAGAUGGAUGAGGAGAUACCAAGCUAUUACACCCCAGCUAGCUCCAGCAUAAUCAAGUCUUGCAUAGUUUAUAUAUAUAUCUGGAAUGAUGGUCGCACAACAGAAUCUGUGCAGUUGAAUGCAAAAUCCGGUACCGUAGCUAGCGAUAAAUUCUUGCAGCAGGCUUUGUGGUGGCAACCGGUACCACGUAUAUACAGUUCUUGAAGCAGACUUGGCGUUGGCUACAGUGAUUACUGCGGUUACUAGGUAGCAUGCACCCAUUUAUCUGCUAUGCGGUACACCAUUGUCUCGCUCGAGCAAACCUCAAAGGAGCGGCGCCACUUUCGUCACUUCUUCAAAUAUGUCCAUGGCGAGGGCAUUCGUAUUCGCCCACCAACAUGCAGCACCGACCACAGCAUGAAUUCGUACACUCCAGCGCCGCGCGGUUGCUGCAGUGCUGACAAAGCAUAAUUUGGCCGUGCUGAUUCUGUGCGGGCUGAGCGACAAGUGUGGUGGAAUCUGUAUCGUUGUCCGACAUGGUAGUGUCAUUAUUGUUGUUGGCCAUCCCCACUGUGGUUUCGCUCGUGUUGUCACUUUCCUCCGUCGUGUCGUCGGGAUCCGGAUGAUUAUUGUUGUUUUGCUGUUGCACAAUCACUUCUUCUGUUGUGUCGUCCAUCUCGUCCGUCGUGGUAUCAUCCUCUUCAUGUUGCUGUUGUUGUUGGGCCUGGUGAAGGUGGCUGACGACAACGACCUCCUCCGUGGUAUCGUCCUCUUCCUCUUCAAUGUCAUCGGUACUAUCAUCCACUUGAAUCGCAGCGUUUUCGUUGUUUCCAUGUUGCUGCUGCUGGUGAUGUGCCACGAACAACCCAUGCACUUCUUCUUCGAGUGUCGAGUCUUCAUCCGAAAACUCCUCGGUACUGGUUCCAAAGUCAGGCACUGCAAAAACAGUAUCAUAUUCCUCGUCCGAUUGCGAGUCACUGUCAUCAGAGGAGAGAAGAUGAUCAUCGUUGUCUCGUCGCGCAGGACGUCGCGGCAUGGUUGGAAAGUUGCCCCUGCAAUUGGGGCAGGACGCAUUGGAUGCCAGCCACUCGGCAAUGCAAGACAAGUGUACCGCCUUUCCACAACACAAGGUAGCAAUGUUGGGGUUGUCAUCGAAACAAAUCAAACAAGACCCUGCCGCGGCUCGUUCUCGAGCUCGUCGAGCCGCCCUGGCUUCUUCAUGUUCCAUGGCGGAUAGCUGUUUGUCAUGCUGUAGUUGCACUAAUUCCGGUAGGCAUUUUCGGACGCGAUCCAUCAACAACGCCACGAGGGGAAAGAAGAGUCCCGUAGCGGGCAACACGGUUCGCACCAUGACAUUGUCAUUAUUAGUUGUUGCAACGCCACGAUAGACGAGCGACAGAUUGCGCCGCGUCUGAAUGAGCGCCAGUACAUAUUCCUUUCGUUGUGCGGGAGUGGCAAACCAAUUGACACAAAAUGGCAAUCCGCAUGCUUUGAGGGCUCCAUUCCCCGCGAGCCGUGCCAAUCUUCCAUUUCCAUCCGAAAACAUGUGCAAAUCGACCAAACAAAAAAAGAUGGCCGCGGCAUACGUGAGACACGCCACGGGAGAUUCGACUUCCGCCAGUCGUUCCUGGAGUGUUUGCAAUACGGGAAGCAAGUAUCGUUCCAAAUGCAGGAUGACUUGAUCCGCCGGCAAGAAUACUGUUUUUCCUGCCUUGACCGUUUUGUUUCGAACUUGUCCUGCUCUUGGAUGGAGUCCAUUGCCGCAUAAUACGGCGUGCCAUUGGAGGAGUGAUCGUCGGGUGAUCCAGGCUUCCGUGGUGGACGCUUCUUCCAGUACUCGUGUCAAUGUGUCCUUGUGCUGUUGGACCACCUUGGCGGCAUCGACGGCAGUGGCUCGUCCGGCAUUGGACGUGAGACUUGCCUUUUGUCGAUCCAUUUGGGACGUGGCGAAUUCCCUGACGGCCGCAAAGUAGAGUUCGUGCUGCUGUUUUUGUUCCGUCAAUUGGGACGAGGAACUGGCGUCAUUGAGGAGCAUGCUGUUGUUGUUAUUGUCGUCCUCCAUGUUGUCAUUGCUGUUGCUAUUGUCAUGAUUGUUGUUGUUGCUAUUGUUACUAUUAGUUGGCGACGAGGAAGACGCAUUGGAAUUGGAAGAAGCAUUGCUGUUUGAAUGGUUGAUCAUCAUUUUGGAAUCUUGGAGUGUUUUCAUGGCCUUGUGAUGCUGUAGGAAUUCAAAGACUGCCGCUUGGUUUUGUCCAAAAUCUCGUUCUUGUUGUUGCUGUUGAUGAUGCUGUUGUUGUUGCGAUGCCGAAAAGGAAACUCCCAUCAAAUCGUCAUUGGACAACGAGUCCAAAUGAUCGAAUAGAAACUUGGUAGAGUUUCCACCCUUGACAGUGCCAUGGGUGUUGCUGGCAGUCAGUACUGGCUGCUUGUUGCGCACCAGUUGACUCCACGAUUUUCCAGCCAGUGAUGCGGGCAAACUAUUGGUAGCACACCAAAAGUUGGUCAAACAGAGAAAGGGACGAAACUGGGGAUGCGUCGGACCGCCAAGACCGUUGACACUACUCGUCACGUAGCCCUGAAUCUCAAUCAUCAGCUGGAGAAUGCCGUUGGUUUGCCGUGUCGUUGUUGUCAAGGCUGCCAUCUGCCGUACGGGCCCGGCAUUCAACAAGACGGGUGUAUGGUGCGUAUCAUCCAAAAUCUGACCUCCACAAAACUCAUUGUGCUGCAACUGAUUCAACUGAUUUGUUGAUACGUGUAACAAGACACGCACAGGUCCUUGGUAAGUCUCUGCCAAGACCAUUCUCUCUACCGCUUUGGGAGUGAAAAAGGUCGAAGCAUUGUUCCUGUUGUUGCUUUGAUGAUUGGUAUUGUUAUUGGUAUUGUUAUUGUUGGACCGGCGCCGGCGGUUCUGGCCACGAUUCCGACGAUUACCACCACCACGUCCACUGGCAACCGUUCUCAUGCCAUUGUUGUUGUUGUUAUGGUUCAUCCUCUUCUACAUGUACUGUAUGUGUCCGACUGGGGAGACAGCUAGCUAUGGUUGAAGAGAGACUGUGGCUAUCUGUCUUUGGAGUGAGCGGCAAAGCUGCAACAAAUGCAACAGGCGAAAGUCGAACGUGCGAACAAAGUGGAGAAAAAUAGAAAAAGUUUAGAUGAACUUUAGCCCUCUCCUUAC